CGCCCCCUGGCCCCCCAUUCAAGAAGCGGCUCGGCUAACUCAGCCAGCAAAGGGCGCCCGGCGCGCCUCGGAGCGCACGUUCCGCGCCUUCUCCUGCCCGCAGGCUGGACAUUAUGCGGCGGAGCCGCCGAGCCCUAGUCCUCCGCCUCCUUCUCCUCCUCCUGCGGCCCGAGCGCCUCAGCUCACGGCAGGCGGCAGCGUUGCUCAGCGGAGCGCAGACGGGACCCUCUCUGCAGGACCUCAGCGACUCCUAAAGUCAAAAAGUUGGCGGCAGGGCGCCGGGGUUCCGCGCGCUCUCCACGGCCGCUGCCUCGCGUCGCCGCCAGCCACCAAAGCGGGCAGGAGGGAGGGGGUGGGAGAAGCGGGGGGAGGGGUGAGGAGCACCAUGCAGUUAGUAUCCUGGGCCACACUGCUAACGCUCCUGGUGCCGGACCUGGUUGAGAUGAGGAGCCCCGACUCCGCGGCGGCCGUGCGCAAGGACAGGCUGCACCCGAGGCAAGUGAAAUUAUUAGAGAGUCUGAGCGAAUAUGAGAUCGCGUCUCCCAUCCGAGUGAACCCCCUCGGGGAACCCUUUCCCACGAACGUGCACUUCAAAAGAAGGCGACGAAGCAUUAACUCUGCCUCUGACCCCUGGCCUGCCUUCGCCUCCUCCUCCUCGUCUUCCUCUACCUCUUCCCAGGAGCAUUACCGCCUCAAAGCCUUCGGCCAGCAGUUUCUAUUUAAUCUCACCGCCCAUACCGGAUUUAUCGCUCCACUGUUCACUGUCACCCUCCUUGGAGAGCCAGGGGUGAACCAGUCCAAACUGUAUUCCGAGGAAGAAAUGGAACUUAGGCACUGUUUCUACAAAGGCCAUGUCAAUACCAAGUCUGAGCACACUGCGGUCAUCAGCCUGUGCUCCGGAAUGAUGGGCACGUUCCGGUCUCACGAUGGAGAUUAUUUUAUUGAACCACUGCUGUCCGUGGAUGAGCAAGAGGAUGAGGAGGAACAGAACAAACCCCACGUCAUUUAUAGGCGCAACAACCCUCAGAGGGAACCCUCCACAGGAAAGCAUGCCUGUGACACCUCAGAACUCAAAAAUAGCUACAGUAAAGACAAGAGGAAAACCAGACUUCGAAAACGGAGAAAGAGGAAUAGCCUGGCUGACGACGUGGCAGCGUUAAAGAGAGGCAUGGCAACUAAGGCGUUCUCUGGUUAUAACAACAGGACAAAUGGCACGAGGGACAGAAGGAACCACAAAAGAACCAAACGCUUUCUGUCCUAUCCACGGUUUGUAGAAGUGAUGGUAGUGGCUGACCACAGGAUGGUUUUAUACCAUGGAUCAAACCUUCAGCAUUAUAUUUUAACCUUAAUGUCAAUUGUAGCUUCUAUCUAUAAAGACUCAAGUAUUGGAAAUUUAAUUAAUAUUGUUAUUGUGAACUUAGUUGUGAUUCAUAAUGAACAGGAAGGACCUUCCAUAAAUUUCAAUGCCCAGACAACAUUAAAGAACUUUUGCCAGUGGCAGCAUUCCAAGAACCACUUGGGUGGGAUUCAGCAUGACACAGCUGUUCUAGUCACAAGGGAGGAUAUCUGCAGAGCUCAGGACAAAUGCGACACCUUAGGUCUUGCCGAAUUGGGAACCAUCUGCGACCCCUACAGAAGCUGUUCCAUUAGUGAAGACAGUGGCUUGAGCACAGCGUUCACCAUAGCCCACGAGCUGGGCCAUGUGUUUAAUAUGCCUCAUGAUGACAGCAAUAAAUGCAAAGAAGAAGGCGUUAAGAGCCCCCAGCAUGUCAUGGCGCCAACACUGAACUUCUACACCAACCCCUGGAUGUGGUCCAAGUGCAGUCGGAAGUACAUCACCGAGUUCUUAGACACUGGGUAUGGAGAGUGCUUGUUAAAUGAACCUCAAUCCAGGACCUAUCCUUUGCCUUCCCAACUGCCCGGCCUUCUCUACAACGUGAAUAAACAAUGUGAACUGAUUUUUGGACCAGGCUCUCAAGUGUGCCCAUAUAUGAUGCAGUGCAGACGGCUCUGGUGCAAUAACGUGGAUGGAGCACACAAAGGCUGCAGGACUCAGCACACGCCCUGGGCAGAUGGAACCGAGUGUGAGCCUGGAAAGCACUGCAAGUUUGGAUUCUGUGUUCCCAAAGAAAUGGAGGGCCCUGCAAUUGAUGGAUCCUGGGGAAGUUGGAGUCACUUUGGGGCCUGCUCAAGAACAUGUGGAGGAGGCAUCAGAACAGCCAUCAGAGAGUGCAACAGACCAGAGCCAAAAAAUGGUGGGAGGUACUGUGUAGGGAGGAGAAUGAAGUUCAAAUCCUGCAACACCGAGCCCUGCCCGAAGCACAAGCGAGACUUCCGUGAGGAGCAGUGUGCUUACUUUGACGGCAAGCACUUCAACAUCAAUGGUCUGCUGCCCAGUGUACGCUGGGUCCCUAAGUACAGUGGAAUUUUGAUGAAGGACCGAUGCAAGUUGUUCUGCAGAGUGGCAGGAAACACAGCCUACUACCAGCUUCGAGACAGAGUGAUUGACGGAACCCCCUGUGGCCAGGACACAAAUGACAUCUGUGUCCAAGGCCUUUGCCGGCAAGCUGGAUGUGAUCAUAUUUUAAACUCAAAGGCCCGGAAAGAUAAAUGUGGGAUUUGUGGUGGCGAUAAUUCUUCAUGCAAAACAGUGGCGGGAACAUUUAACACGGUCCAUUAUGGUUACAAUACUGUUGUCCGAAUUCCAGCCGGUGCUACCAGCCUUGAUGUGCGACAGCACAGCUUCUCAGGGAAGUCCGAGGAUGACAACUACCUAGCUUUAUCAAACAGUAGAGGUGAAUUCCUGCUCAAUGGAGACUUUGUUGUCUCCAUGUCCAAAAGGGAGGUCCGCGUGGGGAGUGCCAUGAUUGAGUACAGUGGAUCCGACAAUGUGGUGGAAAGACUGAACUGUUCAGACCGUAUCGAGGAAGAACUUCUCCUACAGGUAUUGUCAGUGGGGAAGUUGUACAACCCAGAUGUGCGGUAUUCAUUCAAUAUUCCAAUUGAGGACAGAUCUCAACAGUUUUACUGGAACAGUCAUGGGCCGUGGCAAGCAUGCAGCAAACCCUGCCAAGGGGAGCGGAGACGAAAACUUGUUUGCACCAGGGAGUCUGAUCAACUUACCGUUUCUGAUCAAAGAUGUGACCGGCUGCCCCAGCCAGGACCUGUCACUGAAGCGUGUGGUACAGACUGUGAUUUGAGGUGGCACAUCGCCAGCAAGAGCGAAUGCAGUGCCCAGUGUGGUCUGGGUUAUCGUACUUUAGAUAUCCACUGUGCCAAAUACAGCAGGGUGGAUGGGAAGACGGAGAAGGUAGAUGACAGUUUUUGUGGCAGUCAACCCAGACCAAGCAACCAGGAGAAAUGCUCAGGAGAGUGCAGCACAGGCGGAUGGCGCUAUUCUGCCUGGACAGAAUGUUCUAAAAGCUGUGAUGGUGGUACCCAGAGAAGAAGAGCAAUUUGCGUCAACACCCGCAAUGAUGUCCUGGAUGACAGCAAAUGCGCACAGCAGGAGAAAGUCAUCGUACAGAGAUGCAAUGAGUUCUCCUGUCCUCAUUGGAAAACAGGAGAGUGGUCAGAGUGCUUGGUCACCUGUGGAAAAGGACAUAAGCACCGCCAGGUCUGGUGUCAGUUUGGUGAAGAUCGAUUAAGCGAUAGAAUGUGUGACCCCGAGGCCAAGCCGGAGCCCAUGCAGAUGUGUCAGCAGCCAGAGUGCGCAGCCUGGCAGGCGGGUCCCUGGGGACAGUGCAGUGUCACUUGUGGACAGGGAUACCAGCUAAGAGCAGUGAAGUGCAUCAUGGGGACUUACAUGUCAGUGGUCGAUGACAAUGACUGUAAUGCAGCCACUAGGCCAACCGAUACCCAGGACUGUGAACUAUCGUCCUGUCACCCUUCCAUACUCACCCUGGAACCAAGGAGACAUGUACACGGUGUACCCAGAACCCAGUGGCGAUUUGGGUCUUGGACUCCAUGCUCAGCCACUUGUGGAAAAGGUACCCGGAUGAGAUAUGUUAGCUGCCGGGACGAGGACGGUUCUGUGGCUGAUGAGAGUGCCUGUGCUACCUUGCCUAAACCAGUAGCCAAAGAAGAGUGUUCCGUGACACCCUGUGGACAGUGGAAGGCUCUAGACUGGAGCUCUUGUUCCAUGACUUGUGGGCAAGGUAAGGCGACCCGACAAGUGGUGUGUGUCAACUACAGUGACCACGUGAUCGAUCAGAGUGAGUGUGACCCAGAUUAUAUCCCAGAGACUGACCAGGACUGCUCUAUGUCACCAUGCCCUCAAUGGACUGGCUCGGCUUACCCAUUUCAAAACGAGGAUUUCCGUCCCAGGAGUGACAGCCCUAGCCGUACACACGUGCUUGGAGGAAACCAGUGGAGAACUGGCCCCUGGGGAGCCUGUUCUAGUACCUGUGCCGGAGGCUCCCAGAGGCGAGUUGUGGUGUGUCAGGACGAAAACGGAUACACAGCCACCGACUGCGUAGAGAGAAUCAAGCCUGAUGAGCAAAGAGCCUGUGAAUCUGGCCCGUGUCCCCAGUGGGCUUACGGCAGCUGGGGAGAGUGUACCAAGCUGUGUGGUGGAGGCAUGCGGACAAGACUGGUGGUCUGUCAGCGGGCCAAUGGUGACCGCUUCCCAGAUUUGAGUUGUGAAGUCCUCGACAAACCUCCUGACCGUGAACAGUGCAACACACACGCUUGCCCACAAGAUGCUGCGUGGAGUACUGGCCCGUGGAGCUCGUGUUCUGUCUCUUGUGGUCGAGGGCAUAAACAUCGAAAUGUUUACUGCUUGGCAAAAGAUGGAAGCCAUUUAGAGAGUGAUUACUGUAAGCACCUUCCUAAGCCACAUGGGCACAGAAGGUGCCGAGGAGGACGGUGUCCCCGAUGGAAGGCUGGCGCAUGGAGUCAGUGCUCUGUGUCCUGUGGCCAAGGAGUGCAGCAGAGGCAUGUGGGCUGUCAGAUCGGGACACACAAAACAGCCAGAGAGAGUGAGUGCAGUUCAUACAGCAGACCAGAGUCGGAGCGUGUCUGCCAAGCCUCACCAUGUCCUCUCUACACUUGGAGGGCAGAGCAAUGGCAACAAUGCACCAAGACGUGUGGAGAAGGUUCCCGGUACCGGCAGGUGGUAUGUGUGGCAGAGGACCAAAGUGAAGUGCACAGUGCACAUUGUGACUCAGACCAACGGCCUCCAGACCGUGAGAGCUGCAGCCUACAGCCCUGCGAGUACGUGUGGAUCACAGGAGAAUGGUCUGAGUGCUCAGUGACCUGUGGAAAGGGCUACAGGCAAAGGCUGGUCUCCUGCAGUGAGAUUUAUACGGGCAAGGAGAAUUACGAAUACAGCUACCAAACCACAGUGAACUGCCCAGGCACACAGCCUCCCAGCGUCCAUCCCUGCUACCUGAGGGACUGUCCUGUCUCGGCCACCUGGAGAGUUGGUAACUGGGGCAGUUGCUCAGUGUCCUGCGGCAUGGGAGUGAUGCAUAGAUCUGUGCAGUGUUUAACUAACGAAGAUCAACCCAGCCACUUAUGUCCCACUGAUAUAAAGCCAGAAGAAAGAAAAACCUGUCACAAUGUUUAUAACUGUGAGUUACCCCAGAACUGCAAGGAGGUAAAAAAACUCAAUAGCGCCAGCGUUGAUGGGGAAUAUUUCCUGGCUGUCAGGGGAAAGCCACUAAAGGUAUUCUGUGCAGGGAUGCAUUCUGACUAUCCCAAGGAGUACGUGACGCUGGCCCAUGGUGACUCGGAGAACUUCUCCGAAGUUUACGGGCACAGGUUGCACAACCCAACAGAAUGUCCCUAUAACGGGAGCCGACGGGAUGACUGCCAUUGCCGGAAGGAUUACACAGCUGCUGGCUUCUCCAGUUUCCAGAAAAUCCGAAUUGACCUGACCAGCAUGCAGAUCAUAACCACUGACUUAGAGUUUGCAAGGACAAGUGAAGGGCAUCCUGUUCCUUUUGCCACCGCUGGGGACUGCUACAGUGCUGCCAAAUGCCCACAGGGCCGUUUUAGCAUCAACCUUUAUGGGACCGGGCUGUCCUUAACCGAGUCUGCCAGAUGGACAUCACAAGGGAAUUAUGCCGUUUCAGACAUCAAGAAGUCUCCGAUCCCGACUGGAGAACCAGACGGUCCAACAUCUGCCUCCAGGCCGAGCUCAGCACUCAGGAGAUGAUGUUGGGACUCAUUCUCAUACCAGUCACUCCCACAAUCAAAUGCAUGAAAAAUGUUAAAGUGGAGAAGACAUUUUGUUCUCUCCUUUUAUUGUUAAAUUAGCACUGCUUUUCUUUCUCAUUCUCUCUUCUGGGUGGGGGGAAAAACCCUGAGGUUACCCAGUGCCAUUGUUUGCAAGAGACAUCACAAGUGGGCUGUAGGAACCAUUUUCUCAUGACCCUUGACCAGUUCUGGGGAUGAAGCCCAAAGAUAUGAGGGAUACGUGUGUUCAACUCAUUCACAAUUGUGGAGAAAGUACAGUUUUGUCCAAGGAGGCUUCGGGGCAGGGCUUAGUUAGCACGGUCCAUACAGAGAACAGAGUAUAGCGCUACAUUGCAGAAGGGGAUAUUUUCAAAGUGUGAAAAAGCAUCAGGGAAACGAAUUAGCAAGACAUUUACAGCUCAAAAGGAAAUCCAGCUUUGUUUCUCCAACUAUUCAUCUCAUCCAUUUAAUAAAUGUGUGGUUAGGAUCACUAUUGGCCUUGCACAGUCCUUGGUCCUAGAUGCUUCCAAAUUAGCAAGAUAGCACUUGUACACCAUGGGGCUUACAUCCUAGCAUGAAACAGGAUGCUAAAGAACACGAUCCAGUUGUGGGGAGCCAGCUGCAGAUAACAGCCAGUUAUGUCCCAGUGGAGGCUGCCCUUGAACUGAGUUACGGCACAUUUCCCAGGCGUUACCAGGCUGGGCAGCACAUACAGGAAAGAACAAACGAGCAUUUCAGCCGAGGCAGAAUGGCAUAUGCAAAGGUCCUGUGGAGGAAGGCUCAUGUCAUGUCAGAGGUGCAAUCCAAAGAAAUGCAGGUGUGGAAAAGACUGGCCGGAGACAAGUGUGCCAGGGUGGCCCAGUAUGGACGGUGUGGGGCUAGACUAGGGAUCAGCAACCCUAUUCAGGGAAAGGGCCAGAUAGAAAAGAUUUGGGGUUUUUGUUGUUGUUGCUGUUGUUGUUGCUGUUGAUGAUGAUGAUGAUGAUGAUGAUGAUGAUGAUGAUGGAUUUGGGGUUUUUCGAUUGGCUUUGCUUUUUUGCCAAAUGACAGGAUUAGUUAUAUAUAUGUAAUAUGUGUGUGUACAUAUCAAGAGACUACAGGCAUCCUCAAAAAUGUUAUCAUGUGGGCUGAAGAGAUGGCUCAAGGAUUAAAAGCACUUAAUUGUUCUUCCAGUGUAACCAGGUUCAUUCCUAGAAUCCCCAUUCCAGUCCCAGGAUGAUCUAAUGCCCUCUUCUGGCCUGCGCGCACGCACACGCGCACACACACACACACACACACACACACACACACACAAGUAAACCUUUUUUUUUUCCCUUAAAUGUUACUGUUGAAUUCUAAAGAUAACUGGGUAACAUUUCAACCCAAAUCUACCAAAGCUAUAAUGGAAUAUUGGAGAAGGAAAAUAUUUUGUCUCACUGAUAGUUUCUCUUAUCAAAAUUUAUGGUAACCAUUUGUCUGUUAAUGCUGAUGGGAAGGAGAUCUUACGUUUCGUGUUGGUAAAUGCCUUUUUACGUAGACAGCCAUUGCCAAACUCUGCUAUCUCUUCACAACUAUACAACUUUAAUCAAGCGUGCUCAUGUCUGCCAGGCAUUUGUAAAAUUUUACUAGAGUUUUCUUCUGGUGCUUGCUUGUUUACAAAGUUUAUUGUUUUGCUUGUGAGUGCCUGCCUGACUGCAUGAGCUUGACUUUCCAGAUGUGUGCGUGCAGGAGCUCAAGGAGGCUAGAACGCCUGACUCCUUGAGGCUGGAGUUAGAGCCAGUGUAAGCUGCCUGCUGUGGGUGCCAGAGAGCACUGAGCACUCGUAACUGCUGAGCCAUCUCUCCUGCACCCCAAUACCUGUUCUUCCAUUAAUCAUUUGCAACCGAAGGUGAUAUGGAAGCGUCUUGUUAAAUGGCCUGGUUAAGUGGCUUUUGAAAUAUGAAAAUGCUGUCCUCCACACACCACAGUGCAAGUCACACUAUUGCCUUUGCAGUUUGUGCUCAGGAUACAUAAUCACUGCCAGUGUGCACGGAAUAGAGAUGCAUCUCCUUGUUUUAACUUGUGAUGUCCCAGGUAGAGCAUUUAAAACACAACGUUGCUCGUUAUUCAAACAAUAUUACUUUGACAUAGUGUAAGGUUGUCUAUAAGGAUCAUCUCCCUCAGUUAUGGGCUAAUUUUCUUUGGAUAGCAAAGUUAACUUUCAAAGCCACUGAGGGUUCAGUUGUAGUGACCCGGAACAGAUUUUAUUCUCAUCUAUGACCUCAAAAAUGUAUUCAAAAUAUUGGCUGCUGUUCAGCUCUUACUACUUACAAUAGGACAAGUCAAGGGUUUGGACUCUAGGUCUCACCACAACUAAUCCUAAAACUGUGGGUGGCUGAAGGGAAGGGUACCACUGUUCAUCUCUCUCCCUGCUUUCUGACUGGGCCACCCAGUGUCUGUCUCGCUCUUUCGGGUAGCCUGCCACACUGCAAACUCACACUAGGCUGGACUGGAGGGAGGGAGCUUAGCUGGGAUGGUUGGGUGCAGACAGGAUCCAUGAGCAGCUUCGGAGAACUAGUUCAGUUUAUUGAGGGAAACAAAGACUAUUUAAAACUUUGGGGGUGCGUAGGGGAUAUCAUAUCGGGAUGAGUGCAUGUCAUUGGCUGGAGCUAGUCGCUGGGGAUGCCUCAUUUGCAUAAGAAAGAAUUCCGGGUGCUGCCAGACCGGACUUUAUAAGGGAAAAGGAAGUUUAGCCUGGCUACUGGCUAUGUGACCUCCUCUGGUAAGGCAAGGGUAGGAGCACAGGGCUGUGUCCUUCAGGACGUGCUGGCCCACUGGAGGGGUGAGGAGGUGGUGCAGGAGGUGAGGGUGCAGAGGUGGGGAAGCGAUCCUACUGCGGAUCUCAGGAUAGGAUUUUCGGGCUUUGGACGUGCCUCAGCCUCACUCCUGCCCCAGGUCUUCUCCUGGUCCCCGGGUUCCCUGGUCCCACACUCCCCGCCCUGCUGCCUCACUCCCCUCCUGCGGUAUGUUUUCCCACAUGUACUCUCAAACGGAGUCCUCAAUAAACCCUGCCUUCUCUCUUGAGCUGCUUCGAUUGGGUUCGUGUGGAUGAGAAAAGUUACCGAAAUCUCCAGGGAGUCUCUCGGUCCCUCUGCUCUGGUUCUUUCUCCACAUCUUGGAGAUCCCUGAAUCCAAGUCUGCUCCUCAGAGACAGUGCACACACAUUUAUCCUAGUCAUUGUACAGUGAGUAUUGUCUCCUUGAAUAAACAGCAAGGUCUUUUGACUCAUCAGAAGUCAAAAAAUACCUACACAAAGCGACCUCCCUUGCUCCUCACUAACUAAUGGUCUGACUCCUGUUCUCAGGCACUUUAGAGAACCCCUUCUUCUUGCCAAGAGCCGAUUUUCUUAAGCUGGUUUGCUUCCCCUGCAUAUGCUAAUUCAGUUCUUGCUGUUAAGUAAAAUAUAAUUAACUCAGCCGGCAAAUUAUUUUUCUUAUUUUGCUAAGAAUUGAGGCACACGGAAUGCACCUAUUCCCACUUUUUGGUUUUGUGAGCAAACUACAUUGUGUUGAUAUUCUAUCUUAAAUUUUCCACACUUUGAUGGCAGCUUUCUCAUAAGUUGGAAAUACUGUGACAAGUGCUUAGGGUGGGGAUGUCGGUGUCUGGUUUUUUUUCCCCCUUUAAGCAUACUUGUAAUGCUGUUGUGCAAUAACACAAUAAUUCGUUGCCUAAAAUUAAUUAAUCACAGAACACUCCACAUCCCCCUGUAUCUUAAAAGCAGGACAUUUAAAACCCACUGCCCUCAUCUUUUUAUUUUCUUGAUGUAUCGUGGUCUGAUGGGCUUGUUCGUGUAUUAGUGAUUCGUCCCAAUGAUGUGACAAAAUGUCUAAUAAAAACAAUUGAAAAAAAGAAGGAUUUAUCCUGGCUGUCUGAGGGUACACUGUCCAUCUUUGUGAGGAAGGAUGGCGAUAGGAGCAGGAAGCGAUACAGCGAUCACAUUUAAUCCACAGCCAGAAAACGAAAGAUGAAUAGGAAAACGCAUGCUUUCGUGAUUCUUCCCCACAACUGACUCAGCCUGAGCUCUGAGCCCGUAUUUUAGACUGCUGUUCCCUCCUCUGAGACAUAUCCAGACGUGCAUUUCUAGGUGAUUCUAAAUCCAGACAAGGCGACAAUGAAGAUUUACCAUCGCCACUGUAGUAAGAAACUAAUGAAAACACUGUGAUCUAGCAAUGCACCUCACACCUGUCACAUAGUCGAGUUGGGGCUGCGCUGCUGGAUUCAUGGUGUAUUGAGCAGUAGCUUGGAACUACAAACUACCCAUUCCUCUUAGUACACCAUGAAAGCAGCUACAGGCUUUAGAGACAUGAGUGAUGCUGGCUGUGCCAAAAUUUGAAUCGUGUACAAUUUUUAGGUGUCAAGAUAAACUUAUCAUAGUUUUUCUCAACUCUGUAGAAAGGCAAAACUAAACAGGCAUCGAGGCGCAUACCUAUAAUUCCAUACCCAGGAGGCUGAAGCAAGCCUGGAUAUAUAGCAAGACCCUUGCUUCGUAUCAGACAAACUAAAAGGCAAAUGCCACUCUAGCUUUUAGGACAUUCGGAAACAGGCGAUGGCCUGGAUUUGACCCUGUGAGCCUAGUCUGCUGACCUAUGCAAUUAGAUCAUUAUGGGUGUGUUGAGUUUCAUUUCAGUACUUACUAUGGGUACAAGAAUUACUUUCCAUCAAAACCACCACAAGUCCCAGAAACAAUAACCUCGCACGCUGUCUAAGAUGAU
Rattus norvegicus (Norway rat) is the source of this 10910-nucleotide messenger RNA. It is a transcript of the gene Adamts9, whose product is annotated as ADAM metallopeptidase with thrombospondin type 1 motif, 9. Gene Ontology annotation, cellular component: extracellular region; cell surface. The record is from RefSeq and is a predicted model, not a curated record. Gene Ontology annotation, molecular function: peptidase activity; metallopeptidase activity; metalloendopeptidase activity. Lineage: Eukaryota; Metazoa; Chordata; Mammalia; Rodentia; Muridae. Gene Ontology annotation, biological process: pigment cell development; cilium assembly; proteolysis.